Messenger RNA from Formica exsecta, 1576 nucleotides. RefSeq names its product putative hydroxypyruvate isomerase (gene Gip). NCBI's taxonomy places the organism in Eukaryota, Metazoa, Arthropoda, Insecta, Hymenoptera, Formicidae. Bases 502 to 1290 code for a protein of 262 amino acids. Gene Ontology annotation, molecular function: hydroxypyruvate isomerase activity. The transcript has 5 exons. Gene Ontology annotation, biological process: glyoxylate metabolic process. The record is from RefSeq and is a predicted model, not a curated record.
CAAAGAAACAGCUGAUGGACGAGAUGAUUAAAUGACUUUGUAAUACAUCGUUUAAUAUUCUUCAAUAUAAUAAAAAUCAUAUCAAAUAUAUAAAACAUAUAUUUUUUGAAAUCUCUAUCUUUUUUGAAAGUGAAAUCAAAAGCGUGAUACAGCACGUCGUAUUAUAUACUUGGUUUCCGCAUAUCGAUCUUUUAUGUAUUUUGUUGGCAAAUAUGUGUGUAUAUAUGUGUAUAAAAAAUGUGAUAAUAAGAACAUUUUCCGAGAAAUAAACAUAUAUUUAUUUUAUGACUCAUAAGUAUAUUUAUUUUCUAUGAUCAGCAGAUGUGAAUAUAUAUAUGUGUGGCAAUCUUCGAAAUUAUCUAAUAGCUAAGCGAUAAUUGCUAUAGAUUUUUUUCUUAUCAUAGAGAUAAGAAUUAUUAUAUAAUACAUCAGUAAAUACGGUAUAUAAUUGAAUGAAAGUUCAUUUUGUAAUAGGUCACGUUUCGUAUAGCAACUACUGCCAUGGCUUUAAAGUUUGCUAGUAACCUAUCUUUUAUGUUUACGGAGGCCCCCAGUAUUAUUGACAGAUAUCAGCUGGCUAAACAAGCAGGAUUUAAAGCAGUUGAAAGUGGAUUUCCAUUUGACUUUUCCAUUCAACAGAUCGUCGCAGCUAAAAAGAAAGCAGAUGUCGAUCAAAUACUUUUGAAUGUAUUCACAGGUGAUGUUACGAAAGGAGAAUUGGGCUUUGCUGCAAUUCCAGGUGAAGAAGAAAACUUUAAGAAAAGUGUUGAGAAAACGAUAGAAUAUGCAAAGGCUUUGGAUUGUAAAAUGAUUCAUGUAAUGUCAGGAAAAGUGGAAUCGCCAACUGCUGCUAACGAUACAGUUUAUGAAAAAAACCUGUUAUAUGCCAUUGAAAAAUGUAAAUCGGAAGACAUUGUCGUUCUCAUUGAACCAAUUAAUAAUUACAGUGUUCCAAAUUAUUACAUGAAUAAUUUUCAGAAAGGUUUAAAUUUAGUUAAGAAGAUAAACAGUGUACACUUUAAGCUACAAAUGGAUAUUUUCCAUUUACAACAUUGCUGUGGUAAUAUUACAAAAUGCAUUCAGGAUUUUUUGCCUUAUGUGGGCCACAUUCAAAUAGCUCAAGUUCCUGAUAGACAUGAGCCAGAUACUCCAGGAGAGAUUGAUUAUAAAUAUGUCUUUUCUUUAUUGGAAAGAACAGGCUACACUGGGUAUAUUGGUUUGGAAUAUCGGCCAAAAUCAUUAACAACAGAAGGAUUAAAUUGGAUUAAGAAAUAUGGUUACAAUCUGUAAAUAGAUAUUCAUGUAUAUAUAUGUUAUGUAUAUAUAAAUGUAUAAAUGAUUUUUUUUAUUUAUAAUCUUUUAAAUGAGAAAUAUAUUUUCAUAUUACGUCUGUGUAUUACAUAUGAAUUAUAAUGAAAUAAACAUCUACAUACCAAUUUUAUGUAAACAUAUAAACUACAUUUUAAAACAAUCAACAGAUUGCUAUAGUUAGCGGUGAUUAAUGAAUAAUUUUCAAUAAACCACAUAAGAGAUGUAGAAUUAAUAUAUCUAAAUAAACAUUAUUAUUGCAUAGCUC